AUGAAUCUGAAGUUAAAUGAUUUGAUGCUCAUAAACGAAAACAUCACUGAUAAUUACACUCAAAUUUCACCAAAUAGGACUAUAGCAAUUUACACCUAUUUAGAUCAGUUUCUAAAUAGUACAACUUAGCUGAAGAAUUCAUAGACUCAGCUUUCUCUGUAAACGGCAGGACUCAGCUAUGAAUCAAGAUAACGAAUCAAUCCUGAGAAUGUAAUUCUGUCGCUUGAGUCAAUACCUGAUCUGCCCAGUAAAAUAAGCUACAACAUUUGGGAGGCUGUGAUGCAGAUAGUAGUCUAUGCCUAUAGACUUGCAGAAACUCCGUUUUAAAUUAUACACUAAAAUCCAUAUGUCUAAUUCAUCAGCAAUAACUGUAUGAACAGUGUUAUGUCUGCCCUUUAAGAAUCGACUGAUGCAAUUAUUUACGAGAGUGAUAAAACCAGAGAGAAAAAUAUAGAUAUUUUUAUGUAUCUUCUCAUAGCAGUUUCUUGCGCACUAGUGCUAUCUAUGGGCUUCUUAUUGCCUGUUAUAAGAAAAGCAAAGUAUAAUAAGCAAGAAGUAUUCGAAUUAUUCACUCAUAGAAAGAUUGAAAAAUGCAUUGAUGAUUAACUUAAGAAAUGCAGAUGGUUCAUCACAAAGUACUAAGCCUAGGCUGAGAAUCAAAACUAUGAAGCCGAGCUGUAAGAUAACAUGAUUGAGGAGCACACACAUAUACCUGAAAAGGAGAUGAAGGCAGAUGAUGACAAGCAGAGUGAAUAUAUGAAGAACUAUAAGAAGUAAAAGAAGAAAUGGAAGCAAAUAAAUACUAACUUUGGAGUCUUGAUCCUCAAAUUCUCAGUAUUCAUACUUUUGAUAGAGGCCUUCUUCCUGUUUAACUACUUCAUAUCAAAGCAGUUUUUAGAUAGAGUAUCUCUCAUUACAAAAGAACUGAGGUAUCUUAUAUCGAGAUAACCCGAUCUUAGUAUGCUAUUACUGAUGGAAAAAGAGUUAUUUUACUCAAAUAACACAGCUAAGUUCUUGUUUCAAGAUGUAAAGGAUAUUAUCGAUUAGUCAUAUACUGUUUAAUAUGAAAGCUACUAGGAAUUAUUGAAGGCUUUUUCAAAAAACUAUAAUACUCAUUCUGACACAUACAACAAGGCUUUCGAAGCAUUGAUAUAUAAAGAUUCAUGUGAUUAUAUGACUUUCGCUAAAUAUAUAGAUAAUGGGAACUAAAAGCUCUUACGCAUUGAAAUAUCAAAAGAGGACUGCAAGGCUAUUAAUGGUGGCAUCCUUCAAAAGGGUUUAUACAAUAGCGUUGUUAAAUUUUGGACAUAGAUGUAAUAGCUGCAUAACGACUUCUUCGGAUCUAAUAGAACAUAGGCGGAUAUAGUAAAAUUCUUGAAUCAUUAGAAACUUAUUCAAAGCGAAGUAAUUAGUGAACGAAUAUUUGAACCGAGCCAUUGGGAAUUGGUAUAGAUUCUUAAGAGUGAUAUUGAUCAAUACUUCAACGCUGAAUUUAGAUUAUAUCAAGCAGUAUUCAUUAUUUUCAUGCUCUAUAUUCUGACAAUCUAUUUCCUAAUAUGGAGAAUAUUUAUGAAACACCUGGUUGAAGAGCUAUGGAAAGCUAAAUCAGUUUUAAGGUACUAUUGA
Molecule: messenger RNA, 1626 nt
Organism: Stylonychia lemnae
Lineage: Eukaryota; Ciliophora; Spirotrichea; Sporadotrichida; Oxytrichidae
Source: the annotation of a GenBank genome assembly